Molecule: messenger RNA, 2082 nt
Organism: Rhagoletis zephyria (snowberry fruit fly)
Lineage: Eukaryota; Metazoa; Arthropoda; Insecta; Diptera; Tephritidae
Product: 52 kDa repressor of the inhibitor of the protein kinase-like
Source: RefSeq, a predicted model, not a curated record
AUGAGGAUGCAAUAUUACCUUCAGUUAUUGAUGACGGCCAAUCAGAAAAAUGUAACCAAGACAGCGAUCAAGACAUUGUUGCGACUCUAUGGCAAGCUAACCAAUUCGAUAUUGGAAAAGCAAAUCGUGAUUCUCUGGAUGAUGUUACCAAAAAAUAUAUACUCACGUCGCUUUUACUUCCGAAACUGCCUCACAGGUUUCCCGUUACAGCAGGCAAAUCAGGUAAUAGAAGUUUCCAACCGACAUGGAUCACUGAAGAUGGCUUUGAUUUUUUGGCUUACUCAACGAGUGAAGAUGGGGUCUAUUGCAAAAAAUGCUGGUUAUUCUAUCAUGAAGGAGUUGGUAAAGGAUAUCAUCAAAAUCCAGGUAAAUUAGUCACCACUAGUUGUCGGGAUUGGAAGAAAGCCAUCGAAUUAUUCAAAAAGCACAAGAAUAUGGAAUAUCAUGAAGUAUGCGAUACACGAGCCACAUCAUUUCUCAAUGUAGCGUCUGGUAAGCAGCUUGAUAUUUUGUCACAAUUAGAUAUUCAACGUGCCAACGAGAAAGAAGAGAACAGGGCAGCUUUAAGACCAAUUAUUGAGACAGUGCUAUUUUGCGGAGAGCAGGAAUUACCUUUAAGAGGAGAUAAUGAUAGCGGUGCUUUCUCUUUAGAACGGCCUGAAAAAAAAGAUGGAAAGUUUCGGGCUCUUUUACGUUUUAGAAUCAAUUCGGGAGAUAAGGAAUUAAAAAAGCACAUCACAAACAGUGCAAAAAACGCUACUUAUUUAAGCCCUCAAAUGCAAAAUGAAAUUAUACAAACAGCUUCCGAUAUAGUUACUGAAAAAAUUAUAAACAAAGUUUACAACACUGACUGCUUCAGUAUUCUUGGAGAUGAAACAAUGGAUGUUUCUGGCACUGAGCAACUAUCGAUAUGUCUGCGGUAUGUUGAUUUUACAAAGGACUCGUCCACUCCAGUAUUAAGAGAAGAUUUUGUUGGUUUUGUCCCCAUAGAUGAUCAAUGUUCCGUGAAUCUUAGUAACGUUAUUCUGCAGCGAUGUGAGGAGCUUAAACUUGACAUGAAUAAGUGUGUCGGACAAGGAUACGAUGGAGCCGCAAAUAUGGCAGGUCGUUUGAGUGGAGUUCAGAAAAGAAUCAAAAACCAGUAUCAUAACGCAAGAUAUUAUCACUGUGCAAGUCACCGUUUGAAUCUUGCUGUUGCGAAUGCAAUGUCGAUGCCUGUGAUCCGUAACUGUCAUGGAGUUGUUGGUCAAAUUAUAAAUUUAUUUAGAAACACUUCAAACGCAAACAAGAUCUUCCAGAAAAGCGUUCAAAAGUAUGCUCCGGACAGUAAAAAAAAGCGACUGCUCCGCCUUUGUGAAACUAGAUUUAUUGAAAGACAUGAGAGUAUAAUCUCAUUCAUGGAACUUUUCGAAUGCAUUGCCAUCAGUCUGGAGGAAAUAGCUGGCAAAACAUGGUCUGUAUCUUCUACAGCAUCUGCUCUUAUUGCUGCGAUUCAAAAAAGUGACUUUAUCGUGGGCCUUUUGGUAUGUGAAAAACUGCUAAGUUUAACUCUACCACUGUCAGUAUUUCUGCAGGAAAAGUCUUUGGAUUUCAUCUCCGCUAUAAAUCGCACGAAAGAAAUAAUACAGUCGUUGCGGGACAUUAGAGAAUCUGCUGAUGAUUUCUUUGGACAAAUCUUCUCUUCCGCAUCAAACCUAGCUAAAGACUUUUUUGACAGCGAAAUCCGUGCUCCAAGAUUUGUAUCACGUCAAACAAACCGUGCCAAUCCGCAAACUGCAUCGAGCGAAGCUUACUUCAGAAUUACAGUAUUCCUUCCGUGCAUUGACUCCUUAGUUGAAAAUUUUACGGAACGAUUCCUCGAAAACGAAGAUGUUUUACCGACCUUCCAACUUCUCCUCCCAGGAUUUGCUGAUGUAAGUAAAGCAGAUGAGCUAGACAACUUAGCAUCAUACUUUGAAGAUCAGAUGUCGUCAACGGCAGUGAAAGCAGAAUAUAGGUUGUGGAGCGCAAAAGUAUCGUCAAUUGACAAAUCAUCCGAGGUUUUGAAACUGUUGGAGUAUUGCGAAGGAAAUUAUUUCCGCG